GCAGAUACGGCCAAUACUGGAUUCUGUCUAAAUUACCAACUGAAUUAACAAAAAAAUAUAAAACCAAAUUCCUGAAUGGUGUAAGGCGAUUGCUGGUCGGAGAGAAAUAUUCGAUCAGAAGACAAAGGAAGAGACCAGGAAGAGGAGCGGAGAAUGCCAUAACUCAGUCGACUUUUAAUAGCAAUGUUGUGUUAUGCGAUCAAUUUUGCGCAAUUGAUAAAUGUUACCGGUACUGUUGGUGCGGUACAUCUUGAAAAUGGGGCGAGAUAGACCACGCCUAUGUGCUUGGGUAUAUAAAAGGAUUCGGUUUGAUGCAAAACAAGAAACAGUCUACAAAAUGAUUGCUUCGUUAUUGCUGUGCAGCUGCUUUAUUGUCGUCUCUAUCGUCGGACAAGAAGAUGAUUUCGUGUUGUAUCCAGUGGCUGAUUUGAGCCAUCCGGAAAUUCCUUAUCAUCACGGCCCCUUCUUACAUUACUAUCUUAAGAAACAUUUCUACAAACAGCGGAACCCCUUCGUCGCCUGUACUACAUCCAGCGGCCAAACUGGAAUCUGCACUCAAAAAAUCGCUUGUGUCUUGUCUGGUGGCCGAUCUGGCGGUUCCUGUCACAACGGGAAAGUUUGUUGCGUCAAUGUGAUCAAUACUUGCGAGCGAACGGUUAGUCUCAACAACACUUACUGGCAAUCUCCGUCCAUUGGUGUCGGCCGUUCCUCCACUUGUGCACUGACUGUCAGUUUGGAUAGUAAACAGAAGAAACCCAUUUGUCAAGUCCGUUUGGACUUUGUGUCAUUCACAACUGCACAGCCAACUGACGGAACUUGUAUGGACACAUUUGACGUUUUCGGAUCUGCAACCGUUGCACCAACAAUUUGUGGAGACAACAGUGGACAGCACAUGUACCUUGACGUCUCGUCGUCUGCUGAUGCUCCUACCGACAUGCAACUCCUGUUCGAUUUUGGAACGGAAACAUGCGAGCGUUCGUGGAACAUUAAAAUCGCUUUGCUUCCCUGCGAGGCUUCUUAUUUAGCUCCAAAGGAUUGUCUCCAGUACUUUACGUAUCAUACUGGAAGAGUCAGCUCUUUCAAUUGGCAGGAUGUCGCCAGCACAACAACUCGUCAACUUAACAACCAAAACUACAAUGUUUGCUUCCGGACGGAACUAGUCUCACAAAAGAAAGCCAACCAGUUGUGUCUUUCGGUAUGCUCAGUGACGAACGGUGGUGACGCCUUCUCCAUAACUACACCACCGGCAAUACUGGCUGCUGGCGGAUUGGCUUCUGCCGGCAGCUACUACGCCGCCAUCGCUGCUACACACUCAGCCGCAGGAACAUUGAUAAGCGAUCCGCAAUAUACACAGCCCCAAACAGUGACGUGCCUGUACGAUUUCCUUCUGAUCGCCAGUGGCCGAGAUCCCAUCACCGGAAUCGAGGCCGAUCGUUUUUGUGGAAACGAAUUGAAUCCAUCUCCGGGUUUCUUAUUGGAUUCAGCCACGGCUUUUAUUCCUGGUUUAGCCACUAGUGUCAAAGUGUGCACUUCGAUGAAACCAUUCAGAAUGACCUAUCGAACCGAUCACACUGAAUGUGCGGUGGAUUACAAUCCGCCUAUCAUUCAAGCAAUUGUCGACAUAGCCAAUACUGGAUUUUGUCUUGUAUAUGAAGAAAGUUAUACCUACUAACACAAAUGUUGUAUUGUAGAAAAAGUCUUCAAAGCUCUUCUUCUUGAAAAUAAGAGCUUAUGAGACAUUUUUUUGUGGGAAUGAACCGCUAAAAUCAUCUGCACCUUGCUGCUUGGUGCUUACCCUCUUUAUUAUUUAUUGCUGUUACAUUUAUAUAUUCGUUUCUCGACUUUCAACUUAAAAUAGUACCGUUAUCUGUUUGUACUCUGAUCGUAUUACAGAACUGUAACAGUGUUCGGUGUGUAGCGGUAGCACAAUAUAUGCAGAUAUAUGUAUA
This is a messenger RNA of Daphnia pulicaria, 1949 nucleotides long. RefSeq lists its product as uncharacterized. The coding region runs from base 221 to 1672 and encodes 483 amino acids. The transcript is spliced from 9 exons. NCBI's taxonomy places the organism in Eukaryota, Metazoa, Arthropoda, Branchiopoda, Diplostraca, Daphniidae. The record is from RefSeq and is a predicted model, not a curated record.